GUUAAGAUUUUUGCUUUCCUAUUGGGUUUUUCGGUUUUAUUGGUUGCCUUAUCUUGAAGAGCUCUAAGAGCUAAAAGUUUCUAAUUGGCGAUCAUUUUCUUUUCUGGUGGGUUAUUGAAGGCCUCUUUCAUUUCUGGAGUUUUUUUUUUUUUAAUUAUCAAUACUAUCAAGAUGGAGUUUUGAGUGUUAGGAUUAUCAGUAAGCCAAAAAAAAAAAAACUGUUUAUUGAGCAACAAGAUUAUGCAACCUGCUUGCUUAUCUUCGAAACUUUUCUUGAAUUAUUGUUUUCUUUUCAUGUUGCCCAUCUAUGGUCGAGCUGCGAGAAUUUUACUUCUGAAUUGGUUUUAAAAUUGGUUGUCUUUAUUUUGCCCUUUGUCUCUGCUGGUUCAAGUUCUUCUACCUUUGGUGUUGUUCUAUACUUAAAAAUAAGCAAUCCAUAAACAAAUUCCUAUCAUUGCUCUGGUUGACGCUUUUUUAGGCUAAUUGAUGGGGAUUAGCGUGGGGACUAAGGCCUAGACGCUUAGUUGACAUGUUUUAUAUAUCUUUCUUCUUUAACUGAAGUUUAGCACAAAGUCUGUGAGUCAGGAUAUAUCUUUUGAAUGGGGACUGAUAAUAUCGAAGUUGUGGAGACUCCGUCUUAUUCCUAUCAUAGUACCUUUAAGGUGCAUCACAUGAUGUGCAUGGAGCUUAGGAAGUUUGUUGAUAGAAUUCAAAGGAUCUUUCCAGAAAUUGAAGCUGCUCGACCUAGAUGCUCGUCGGGAAUAAAGGCACUAUGCUUACUGAAUAAUGCAAUUGAGAAAGGAAAGUUGCUACUUCAGUACUGCAGCGAGUCAAGUAAACUGUAUCUGGCAGUAACGACAGAUGCCAUAGUUUCAAGAUGUAAAAAAGCAAAGAACUUGUUAGAACAAGGGUUAUGCCAGAUUCAGAGUAUGGUCCCAGUUAUGCUGGUUGUUGAGAUCUCUCAAAUAGUUGAUGAUUUGCGAGCUGCAAAUUUUGUCCCUGAUAAAUUUGAUGCCGAAGCUGGGAAGGUCGUCAGAGGUUUGCUUCAUCAGGGAGCAGCAACGCCAGAUUCACUGGAAUAUGCUGAAAUGAGAGCUCUUCAAACUGCAGCAUCUCAACUUCAUAUUACAUCUUCAACAACCAUCUUGAUUGAGAAAAGAUCUAUCAAGAAGUUGCUGGAAAAAGUCAGCGAUACUGACCUACAAAAAACGAAAAUCUUGAAAUAUCUUUUGUAUCUGUUGAAGAAGUACGGUCAUUUGAUUAUCAGAGAGCAAACAGACAACACAGUUGAUCAUAAUGGAGUAUUUACAGUUAACCCCGGUAUUAAUUUUGUAUCUGCUCACUCUGUUGAUGUGGAAUCUCGGAAGGAGUAUCAGCAGUAUGAUGUUCAAUCUGAUAAGUUAAGUGGAUCUUCACCUCCUGAGGAAUUUAAAUGCCCCAUAUCUUUAAGAUUGAUGUAUGAUCCUGUUGUCAUUGCUUCUGGACAAACAUUUGAAAGGGUUUGGAUUCAGAAGUGGUUUGAUGAUGGUAAUGAUAUGUGCCCAAAAACUGAAACGAAACUGGCCCAUCUGUCAUUGACACCAAAUGCUGUCAUGAAGGAUCUGAUAUCAAAUUGGUGUACAAAGUACGGAAUCACCAUUAAGGACCCAAGCUUGCAAUCAGAUAUGCUUCAUUCAUUGGAAAAUUCUUCCACUUCCAUAGCUAGUUUCGGUAGUUCUAUAAAUGAUAUGCGCUUUCCAGUGGACAUCAGCAAUAUCUCAAUUGGAUCUUUAGAUACCAGUUAUAAUUCUGAUGGAUCACCAAACAAGGUUGCAGAUGGCUUAAGAUUGAUACGAAAGCAGACUAGUGACGAUCUUUGCCAAUAUCAAAAUCCUAGCAAUGCAUGCAAGAUGGAUGUGGAGUCUCUAUGUAGCCUUCCUGAGCUUGAUUGGGAAUCACAGUACGAGAUUGUUGAAGAUAUGAAAAAUCACUUGAAAUGUGACGAUUUAGCUUGUAUGUCCAUGCCAUCCAAGAAUUUCAUUGAACCUUUGAUUAAAUUUUUAAGCCUUGCUCGUGAUAUGCGUCAUAUUAGAGCACAAAAGGCUGGAUUUCAGUUGUUGUUGAUGUUUCUGAGCAAAACCAGGAAUGGCAUACGGUACUUAAAUGAAGAUGCAUAUAGCCUGCUGUCACUGUCUCUCAACUCAGAAGUGACUAAAGAGGUUCUUGACAUUAUCGAAGUAUUGUCUGCACAAAGCAGUAGCAAAUCUAAGAUUGCUGCAUCUGGGGCUCUUAUUUCCAUAUUAAAUAUUCUUGACUCAAAGAUCAUGGAGUUCCAGGAACAAGUCAUUAAAAUUUUGCACAAUCUGUCCUCAAACCACGACAUUUGUUCCAAUAUAGCAUCUUUGGAAUGCAUUCCAAAGUUCGUCCCAUUCCUAGAAGAUACUACUCUUGCGAGGCACUGCAUAGUAGUGUUGAGAAAUUUGUUAAAUAACCAAGAUGCUCGGCUUUCUAUUACUGAAACUCCGGGAUGCAUUACUUCUAUUGCUAUGUUAAUCGAGACUGGCAGUCACGAGGACCAAGAGCAUGCACUGGCUAUUCUCCUCACAUUGUGCUCGCAACGUGUUGAAUAUUGUCAAUUAGUGAUGGAUGAAUGUGAUAUAUUCCCUGCCCUUUUCGAUGUUUCUGUUAAUGGAAGUGAUAAAGGAAAGGCAAGUGCGAUGGAAUUGCUGCGGCUGCUUAGAGAUACCAACCAUCAUGAUGAGGAAAAAGACCACCUUCAAUCUGACUAUGUCACAUCCGAAGAUGCUAGCAACUAUCCCAAAGACAAGAAGUCUCAUAAGUCAUUGUUCAGAGUGAAAUUGCCAAUGUUCUCAAGAUCCAGUGCACAGAAAAAGAAGAAAUGA
Hibiscus syriacus is the source of this 2882-nucleotide messenger RNA. Its product is annotated as U-box domain-containing protein 5-like. Lineage: Eukaryota; Viridiplantae; Streptophyta; Magnoliopsida; Malvales; Malvaceae. Bases 600 to 2882 code for a protein of 760 amino acids. Gene Ontology annotation, cellular component: cytoplasm; nucleus. The transcript is spliced from 7 exons. Gene Ontology annotation, biological process: protein ubiquitination. The record is from RefSeq and is a predicted model, not a curated record. Gene Ontology annotation, molecular function: ubiquitin-protein transferase activity.